CGUAUAUUUUCAAUGUGACCCUCUUGUAGCUACUUCACUUACAGUGUAUUGAUCGGAUACACGUUUUAGAUAACAAUCAUAUCUUGCCAAUAUGCUAAUUUACCUGUCCGAUAACACAGCAGAAUGGAAACUGUAUAUUUCCUUUGUUCUCCUUGCAUAAACGAAGAAAGUUCAAAGACAGUAUCCGAUGCUAUUGCCUUCUGCUUUGAAUGUAAGGAACACUUUUGCAAGAUUUGUAGAGAACUACAUUCUAAAUUUCCACCAAUGAAGGAUCACAGUGUAAUUCCAUGCACACACAUGACUGCGUUUCCGAUAGACAUACUAAACAAAACUUUCCAAUGUGAUUUGCAUCCUGAAGAAAGAGCCCAAUAUUAUUGUUCAUUUCACUGCAAUACUUUCUGUUUUGUCUGUUUGACAGAGACACACAGAAGCUGUAGUUUUAGAAAAUUAUCGGAUGUUUCAAAGGGUGUAAAAGAAUCAAAUAGUUUCACAGAAAUGCAGAAUCAAUUAGCAAUGAAAUGUAAAUCAAUGAAGAAUAUACUAAACAGUAAGUCGGAAAACCUCAGUGAUAUGCUCCGACAAAAAACGGAAAUAGAAACUGAAUUGUCCUCAUACAUAAGUCGCAUCAACACUUAUUUGAUUGAUUUAAUUCGAAACGUAAAAACAGUUUAUGACCAAGAAUUGCAGAAGCUUCAAAAAGAUAUAGAACAAGCCCGAAUUCGGGAAAAAGAACUUCGCAAGCAAAGAAAUGAUCUAGAAGAUAUUUCAAAAUUUUGUUCCGAUGACGUAACAUUUUUAUGCAUUAAAGAAAUUGAACGUUCAUUCCGAAAUAAAGAAGAAGAAAUUGAAAAUAUCUUGACAGAACCAAACCGUACUGAUUUGGCAAUAAACGGAAUAGAAAAAAUUAAGGCAUUAUUAAUAAAUGUUGAAAAACUGGAAAUUGAACCUUUAAAAAAACAUAUUCCUGACGACAUUAUAACAUUGUCUCCAGCCCAACUAACCGUACAAUCAGAUACAAGAACAUCAAUGACAGGUACGAGAUUAACACUGAAAGAACAUAUUGAUAUUGCAAAAAUGGGUGUGAAAGAACCGGUAAUUAUAGAUUGUACUAUAUUUAAAAGUGGUCAGAUCAUAGCCAUUGAACAAACACAUACAUGUCUUCUCGAGUUUACAUCUAGUGGAAAGUUAUACCGUAAUGUCAAGAUUUCGUCUCAAGCAUUAGGAAUAACAGCAAUCGAUGCCAAUCUAUUUGCACUUACCGAGAGCGGACGGGAUACAGUUCAAAUAUACAAUAAACAACGUAUGUCUUCAAUAUUUGAAGUAUCCAUCAGAGACCAUUGUAGUGGAAUAACGAAGUAUUCCGAUAGUAAUGUUGUGGUUGGUUGCAAUGCCGGAGGGUUAGUUUUAAUCGGAAAGAAUGGGGAAAAAGAGAAAGUUUUCCAUACAAAAGAACUAAUGCAUUUAAACCAGAAUAUUUGUCUAACAUCGAACGAGAAAGGCCAGAUCUUUUGUUCCUUUUCAAAGAAUAAUACUGUUUUAUCAAUUGAUUCUAGAGGGAAAUUGCGAUUCACAUUCGAGAGUGACAAACUUAGAAGUCCACGUGGAGUUACAGGUGAUGGGAAUAAUAAUAUAUUUGUUUCUGGAUACGAUACAAACAAUAUCAUUUGGAUAAGUAAUGACGGCAAAAACUCAAAAGAAGUUCUGAAUUCUAGAAAUGGAAUCCAAAACCCAAGGGGAAUUGAUUAUGAUAAAAUCCUAAAAGUUCUAACAGUUUGUAAUAAAAACGGUAGUCAAAUGUCUAUAUAUAGUAUGCAAUGACAAUUUAUAUUAAAUAAAAAUCUUUACUAUUAAAAUGCCUGUGAAAUCCAAGUUGGAAUUGCAUAAUGUCAAAGGAAGUAAGGAGAAACAUGUGUUCAUGCUCUUAUUUUACUGAAAAUUAGGUCAUGAAAUAGAGACUUGUUACAACUGAAAAACAAAUAAUAUAAUGUUGUUUUAUGGCUUUGUUUUAAUGAAUAAAUCUUUUUCAAUAUUU
This is a messenger RNA of Mytilus californianus (California mussel), 2032 nucleotides long. RefSeq lists its product as uncharacterized. The coding region runs from base 124 to 1818 and encodes 564 amino acids. The transcript has 2 exons. The record is from RefSeq and is a predicted model, not a curated record. Lineage: Eukaryota; Metazoa; Mollusca; Bivalvia; Mytilida; Mytilidae.